Funneliformis mosseae is the source of this 127-nucleotide messenger RNA. NCBI's taxonomy places the organism in Eukaryota, Fungi, Glomeromycota, Glomeromycetes, Glomerales, Glomeraceae. The record is from the annotation of a GenBank genome assembly.
AUGAAAUUUCCGGAAGUCAUGGAAAACGACCUGUUGAUUAGUAAAGAUGGGAAACACCAUCAUCGCGGUUAUCGAGGCAAAGAAUAUAGGAUACGAAUCAAAGAUAUCGCACCAACUGCAAACAUCG